Molecule: messenger RNA, 2744 nt
Organism: Python bivittatus (Burmese python)
Lineage: Eukaryota; Metazoa; Chordata; Lepidosauria; Squamata; Pythonidae
Gene: VDAC2
Product: voltage dependent anion channel 2
Biological process (GO): monoatomic anion transmembrane transport
Cellular component (GO): mitochondrial outer membrane
Molecular function (GO): voltage-gated monoatomic anion channel activity
Source: RefSeq, a predicted model, not a curated record
CGCGUCGUCUCCUUCACUUCGCCCUCCAGUGCGGCCUUCGAGAGGAGGCGGAGAAGCGGUAGCGGUGCGCGCGCGCCUGUCUGAGAGAGAGGCUCCCUCCUCGCCCCUUCCCUGCCCGGACAGAUACUCUAAAUUGGACUAAAUAGCUAUGACUUUUAAUCCAGCAUGUCAGCGCCCACCAAGACCGCCAAUGGCUAUUCCACCAGCCUAUUGCGACCUUGGCAAGUCUGCCCGAGACAUCUUCAACAAAGGAUUUGGUUUUGGCCUGGUGAAAUUGGAUGUGAAAACUAAAUCCACAAGUGGAGUGGAAUUCGCAACAUCUGGUUCAUCAAACACAGAUACAGGGAAAGUGAAUGGAAGCUUGGAGACCAAAUACAAGUGGGCUGAGUAUGGUGUGACUUUCACAGAAAAAUGGAACACAGAUAAUACUCUGGGAACGGAAAUGGCAAUUGAAGAUCAGAUUGCCAAAGGUUUGAAGUUAACAUUUGAUACAACUUUCUCGCCAAACACUGGAAAGAAAAGUGGCAAAAUCAAAUCUGCUUAUAAGCGUGAAUGCAUAAACCUUGGGUGUGACGUUGACUUUGAUUUUGCUGGACCUGCCAUCCAUGGAUCCGUUGUCUUGGGUUAUGAGGGCUGGCUUGCUGGUUACCAAAUGACCUUUGAUAGUGCCAAAUCCAAGUUGACAAGAAAUAACUUCUCUGUGGGUUACAAGACCGGGGACUUCCAACUGCAUACCAAUGUCAAUGAUGGGUCAGAAUUUGGUGGCUCAAUUUAUCAGAAGGUCAGCGAGAACCUUGAAACUGCCAUAAAUCUUAACUGGGUAUCUGGCACCAAUAGCACUCGUUUUGGAAUUGCAGCAAAGUAUCAGCUGGAUCCUACUGCAUCCAUUUCCACAAAAGUGAACAACUCUAGUCUAAUUGGAAUUGGCUACACCCAGUCCCUGAGGCCAGGUGUGAAGAUCAUGCUGUCUGCCCUAAUCGAUGGGAAGAACAUCAAUGCUGGUGGACAUAAACUUGGGCUUGGCCUGGAAUUGGAGGCUUAAAGGUGUGAUGAAAGCUGCUGCAGAAAAUGGGAUAUCGGAAGAAUAUGGCCUUAAAAAUGUAAUUCCAGUAUGACUUGGAGGGUUUUUUCCUCCUCAGUGGGAUGCCCUAGAACAAGAGCUGUAUUAAGAAUAUUUAGGCAGUUCCUUGUUAGCUGGUUUUUAGUUAAAUUGGUUCUCUAUCUAGUUCUCAAUUCUGCAUUAGUGCAGUAACUACAUAAUACAUUAUUUAAAUGUAUUUAACUGUUGGAUGCGGUACCCACAAAUAAUGAAAUAGACUUUAUGAAACCUGUACAAAUGUGUGCAUGUUAUGUUUCUUUUAACACAUGGUAGCCAUUGAAAUAACAAAAUGGAUCAAUGGAUAUUCCGAAAAGUGAGGUCAACAAUUUUGUUAAAUCACCUUAAUUAGAACUACUUUUGGUAUCCCAAGGCAAUUCAGAAUUAUGAAUAAACAAAUACACACACAUGCUUGUGCCUCCAGAUAUGUUAAGUUAUUGAAAUGUAAAGCUGAAAUCAGCCUUUAAGAUUUGCUUGUAAAGCUGCUUGUUAUUCUAAGUACAUUUUAGCUUUUUGGUGUUCAGGUAUUUCCUGUUAAUAAGUACAGUUUGCCUAAGCUAUUUGUGUCCACUCUGGGGAUUUUUUUUUUUUAUUGAGGUAACUGGGCAUUGUUUGGUGACACUGCUAUAAUCUUUUGAAGCAGCAAGUCUCUGAUUUAGAUUAGAUAUGCACAAUUCAACACAGUUCAAGAACACAACAAAGGGGAGUAAGUUAAUUCUGCUGAAGUUAAUAUAAUCUUUAAAAUAAACAUAAAAGUAGUAUUUCUGUAGAGUUCCUAGAGAUUCACAUGCAUCAUCUAGGUUGAUAGCCUAUGAGAUCAGGUGGUCUUAUUUCCCAGCUGAGUAUUAGCGAUGAAGCCAAGAGUGGUUUGGCUAAAACCCCUGAGCAGUGAAUUUGUGACAAAAGGAAGACCUGAUUUGUUCUUUGAUUUUUUAGCCAUUACAUUAACCCACAGCUACAGAAUAUGAACUCCACCCCUGAAUUGAACAUAGGUAUUAUGGCCCAUUGCACAAUCUUGGCCAGAAGUGGCCAGGUCUUCCUAAGCCUUGAUGACUGAUGGUAUUUUCCCUCUAAUUGUGGACAGCAGUAGCUGAGUACUGAUCUAAUUACAUGUGAAUUUAACUCUGACCUUUUGUUAACCAGGGUUGGAGCACAAACCAAAGUUGGUCACUGCUUAAAUCAUUCUGUUUGAUAGCGGGACUUCUGUUCACCCUUAUCUGAAUUUUUGCCUUUGCCCUCUAUUGCCAUGUUUUUAAAUUAAUCUUUCAAACUUUUAUGUGCAUUUUAAAGUGGACCUCUCUAUACUAAUGUCCUCUGCCAUGCUAGGAAGAAUUCUUGUGUAAUUACCAGUCCUUUGCUUUCAUCAAAGCAUUCUUCCCAGAUUACUUUGUUGUAUGGGAGACUGCUGUGUAUUUGCCUAAAUGGGGGAAAUAGAGUGUUUCAUAUUCCGUUGUGCAAUGCUUACUGCCAUAUUAUUGACAAGUAGCUAAGCAUUAUCCCUUUAUUGGAGGAGCGCGUGCUGGGGGAGCUGAGAAUAGUCAGUUGCCACAAUUGGCAUAUUAUGUGGUUAAGGCAAGCUUUGACCUAGGGGCCUCUUUAUGAUGCUCGAGAGCGUAUAACUAUUUAAAAUAAAGCCACUUUGUUUCCA